This is a messenger RNA of Heterostelium album PN500, 1128 nucleotides long. Its product is annotated as alpha/beta hydrolase. The transcript has 5 exons. Lineage: Eukaryota; Evosea; Eumycetozoa; Acytosteliales; Acytosteliaceae. The coding region runs from base 1 to 1128 and encodes 375 amino acids. The record is from RefSeq and is a predicted model, not a curated record.
AUGGAUAUGAAGUUAAUUGAUAAUAUAUGUGACAAUUUAAUUAGACAACCAAAAAGAUAUUAUAAAAUAGAUCAACUUAUACCAAAAGAAUUUUUCUACCAAUAUGAUUUCUAUAUUCGUGAGGAUUUCAUUGUAAGAAAUAAAUUUGGAAUUGCAUUAAAAUGUAGUCAUUAUAAACCACCAUAUCCAUGUUAUAAAAACAAUCAAACAUUUCCAUGUGUAAUAUAUUGUCAUGGAACAGGUGGAAAUCGAUUGGAAUGUUUAGAGAUAAUUAGAUUUCUUUUGCCUCUUAAUAUUACAGUGGUAUCAUUUGAUUUCAGUGGAUGUGGAAUGAGUGGAGGUAGAAACAACACCAGUGGGUAUAAUGAAAAAUAUGAUAUCGGUGCAGUAGUAAAGUAUAUCAAGGAGUGUGGACAUACAAGCUCGAUUGGACUCUGGGGAAGAACAGCUGGUGCAGUAGCUUCCAUUCUCUAUGCCAAAGAAGAUCCAACGAUCUCCUCUAUGAUUCUGGACACUCCGUUCUCCUCGCUGUCACAGUUGAUCGAAGAGAACUACAUAGCACCAAUGAAACUACCAAAGAUUGUAAGCACCCUUUACAUGCUUAUAAUCAAGAAUAAAAUUAAAAUGGCUGCACAUUUCAGUGUUAGUUCACUAGAUAUUGCGUCAGCCGCCCAAAAUAUAUAUAUUCCAGCUAUAUUUGUUCAUGACAAACAAGAUAAAUUUAUAUUGAACCAUCAUUCCGACCAAGUAGCAUUCAUUGAUGGUGAAAGAAGUCCAUCAUUUUAUAAUAGUGCUGCUCUAUUCUUUAGUAAUAUAUUAAAUCCACCACGCGAUAUUCAAUGUGUCUAUGAUGAAGACGAUAUUAGAUUGGUAACGAUUCCACUCGAGUAUAAUAACAAGAGUGAUAACAACAGUUACAACAAUCUUAAUACAACAGUAAUGAGAACAAUGAGUAGUAGUUGCUUUAGAUUACAACAACAACAAGAAGAUAUUAUUGUUCAUAACAACAAAGACAACAAAAUUAUAAUUGAUGACAACCAAGAACAAAAUUGUUUUGGCAAUAGGCUGAAUUCAAAACUUGCUCUAAAAACAAUAAAAGAAGAACAACUCUCGAUUGAUAUCAAAUGA